AUGGCAGGCAAAAACACAGAUCCGCCUGCUGACCACAGCGCCUCCUCCGCCCAUGAUGCAGAAGAAACAGUUGCUAAGCCAGCCCGCCCUGUGGACGACGCAGAUGAAUAUCCUCCACCUGCAAAGGUCUACAUUACAAUGAUGGCACUGAUAUUGGCGUCCUUUCUUGUUGCUUUGGACCGAACCAUCAUCGCCACAGCCAUUCCAGCCAUCACGAACCAUUUCAACUCCCUCGAUGAUGUAGGCUGGUACGCGUCAGCCUACCUCUUGACAAUAUCCGCCUUCCAGCUCCUCAUGGGCCGAAUAUACACUUUUUACAACCCGAAAUGGGUGUAUAUCGGAUGCGUGGGCCUCUUCGAGCUCGGCUCACUAGUCUGCGGCGUGGCACCGAACUCGACGAUGCUGAUCAUCGGCCGGGCUAUUGCCGGCAUGGGCAGCGCCGGCAUUUUCUCUGGGGCCAUCACCAUGAUCGUCUUCCUGGUGCCGCUGCGACAACGACCUGCGUGGACCGGCAUGAUUGGAGCAGUAUUUGCUGUGGCAUCCGUGGCAGGCCCGCUCCUAGGCGGUGCUUUCACCGACAAGGUCAGCUGGAGAUGGUGUUUCUACAUCAAUCUUCCAGUCGGCGGGGUGACUAUAAUCAUUCUCACAUUUGUGCUCAAACUGCCUGAUCGCAAGAGAGAAAAAGUGCCGCUGAAGCAGCAGUUCCUCCAGCUCGACCCGCUGGGCACCGCCAUCUUCGUGCCGGCAGUCAUCUGUCUCCUGCUCGCCCUGCAAUGGGCCGGCACCGAAUACGCCUGGUCGAGCGCGCGCAUCAUCGUGCUGCUCGUGCUGGCGGGUGUCCUGUUCAUGGGCUUUGUUGCCAUCCAGAUCUGGCGGCAGGAAAUGGCUACCAUUCCGCCGCGAAUCAUCAUGAACCGCUGCGUAGCCGCCGGCGUGACUUACGCGUUCAUGUCCGGCGCAGGCAUGAUGACGCUGGUCUAUUUCCUGCCCAUCUGGUUCCAGGCCAUCAAGGGCGCCUCGGCCGUGCAUUCGGGCAUCAUGAACCUCCCUGCCAUCCUGGGCAUCACGCUGGCAGGCAUGGCCGCCGGCUUUGGCACGCGCAAGUUUGGAUACUUCACUUUGUGGAUGUACACUUCGUCCGUUCUCACGCCCAUCGGCACGGGCCUCAUAUCCACGUUUUCCACCACCACCGCUCAUCCGAAGUGGAUCGGCUAUCAGGUUGUAUGGGGCAUUGGUCUCGGACUGGGCAUCCAGCAGCCCAGUGUGGCCGCGCAGACGGUGCUCGCAAGGGAAGAUGUCCCCAUCGGCGCUUCGAUGAUGUUCUUCGCCCAGACGCUGGGUGGGUCGAUCUUCGUCAGCGUCGCCAACAACAUCUUCGACAACAAGCUGGCUCAAGGCUUGAAGUCCAUUCCUGGCAUCGACCCCGAUGUCGUGGGUAAUGUCGGCGCCACGGACCUGCGAAGCGUCGUCCCGGAACAGUAUCUGCACAGUGUGUUGGUGGUGUACAAUGAGGCGUUGCGCAAUGCAUUCUACGUCGGCGUGGCUGUCAGUGCCGCCACUGUCAUUGGAAGUCUGGCUAUGGAAUGGAAGAACCUGAGGAAGAUCGCUGCCGAGCAGGAAGCCGCUGCAAAGGCUGCAGCGCUACAGGGAGACAACUCUGGGCAGUCUGCCGGCGUUGAGGGUCCGGUACGACAUUCGACGACGGAGGGAAAGAGGGUCGAGGAUGUUUGA
Messenger RNA from Capronia coronata CBS 617.96, 1731 nucleotides. RefSeq lists its product as uncharacterized. Gene Ontology annotation, molecular function: transmembrane transporter activity. The record is from RefSeq and is a predicted model, not a curated record. Lineage: Eukaryota; Fungi; Ascomycota; Eurotiomycetes; Chaetothyriales; Herpotrichiellaceae. Gene Ontology annotation, biological process: transmembrane transport. Bases 1 to 1731 code for a protein of 576 amino acids. The transcript is spliced from 2 exons.